CUUGCAGGUAACCUUGAAAUGACCCAAGGCGGACACUCGGAGCGCUGAGAUGGAGCACAUCCACCUGUUCCGUCAUCAGAGGAGGGGGAUGCUGCCUUUGCUGUGUAACCACGGCAACUCCUCCCUCUUAACUGAAAACAUCACAAAUCCUCAUCUGCGUGAACCAAACACCCAGCCUGCCGUUUACCUGGCUUCUAUUAACCUGUUGUUAUUAAGCCAGCCAGAUCACAUGGUCAGCAAACCAAGAACAAAACCUUUUUCAGCAACUAGAGGUUUGGUCUGAGCUCAUCACCGCCAAGGAUGCUGCUGAUCCCGCUGCUGUGAGGCUCUUUCUCUCUUUCUCUCUCUCUCUCUCCAUGUUUACAGAGCUCCUCCUCUAACGUCGGCGCUGGGUCACAUUUUUUGUGCUCAAUGAGAGCAAGAGGGCAGUGGAGAGGAUUUCCUAAUCACAACGUGCAGCCGAGCCGUGCGCCUGUUUUUCUGUCGCCUCUAUCAAAGUGUUAUCUUGUGAAGCCUGAUAUGAUGACAUCAUUUGGCAAACUGGAUCCUGGAAAGCACCGAAAACCUUGUCGUCUUAUUUGAAUCUGAGGGCAAUACAAUGCUUUCCUACUCAAAGCUCCCAACUACCUGUUAAGAGUGAGGACACAAAGAGCUGCAACGACAUGGCUUUAGAUCAGCCUGGCAUGGACUCCGUGGACAAAAGGUCUGCAAAAGGUCCCGGCUGUAAGCACUCGGGACGGAGGUAUUUGCGGAAAAAGCUCCGGCCUCUGCGAGUUUUGGGGUUGGUCUUCAGCCUGGUGGCUUUAAGUGCCAUCUCUAUCAGUGCCUUGAGCAGGAGUUCAGAUGGGCUCAGCGAGCCAUCGUUCCCCCAGGUGGCUCUUCAGCAGUCGGCCCCACACAGGACUCUUCUUUUCACCCCACACCAGGGGGACCCAAAUGUGUCCGUUGACAUGCCCAUAGCCAUGAAAUCCACAGCAGAUGACAAUAUGACACAUGGGGAGUACCCACAGGACCUUUUUACCCUCAAAGAGCGGCGCCAAGGAGCAGUGGUCCUCCACAUGUUUGGCAUGAUCUACAUGUUCAUUGCCUUAGCCAUCGUGUGCGACGAGUUCUUUGUUCCAGCGCUGACGGUAAUCACAGAGAAGUUCUCUAUCUCAGAUGACGUGGCAGGUGCCACAUUCAUGGCGGCGGGCGGUUCGGCCCCGGAGCUCUUCACCUCCAUCAUUGGAGUCUUCAUCUCGCACAGCAAUGUGGGCAUUGGCACCAUUGUAGGCUCGGCUGUCUUUAACAUCCUCUUCGUCAUCGGGAUGUGCGCCAUCUUCUCCAAAGAGAUCCUCAACCUGACGUGGUGGCCGCUCUUCCGUGAUGUAUCUUUCUACAUCCUGGAUCUGAUCAUGCUCAUCAUCUUCUUCUUGGAUAACAUCAUCUCCAUCUGGGAAAGUGUCACGCUACUCUCCGCCUACGCUGCCUAUGUGAUCUUCAUGAAGUUCAACAGCACGGUCGAAGGCUUUGUCAAGGGUUGCAUGCAAAAGAACCAAGUAGUGGAAGUGGAGGUACAACCCAAGGAUGAGAAGGCAAGCCCCGGGGCGCCAGAAGACGAUGGCAAGUUGUCGGCCAGACCUCGCCUGCAAAGAGGAGGUAGCUCUGCCUCUCUGCACAACAGUUUGAUGAGGAACAGCAUUUUCCAACUGAUGAUUCACACACUGGACCCUUUAAGUGAAGAAUUUGCUGACUCUGAGCUUGGGACUUAUGGGAAACUAAAAUAUUAUCACUCAAUGACUGAGGAAGGUAAAUUUCGUGAGAAGGCAUCUAUCCUUCACAAGAUUGCUAAAAAGAAAUGCCAAGUGGAGGACAGCGAGAAGGCCAAUGGAGUAGCAAGCCGUGCAGAAAAAAACCUUCCAAACAGCUCCAGCGUGGAAGUGGAGGAAGUGACACCACCUAUGAACGGAACAGCAGGGCAAGAGGGGGAGACGGCUGAAGAGGAGGAAGAGGAGGACCAGCCUCUGAGCCUGUCCUGGCCUGAAUCCAACCGCAAGCGCUUCACCUAUCUCCUUAUCAUUCCCAUUGUCCUGCCGCUGUGGCUAACUCUUCCUGAUGUCAGGAAAACGUCAUCAAAAAAGUUCUUCCCUGUUACAUUCCUGGGGGCCAUAUGCUGGAUUGCAGGAUUCUCCUAUCUAAUGGUGUGGUGGGCUCACCAGGUUGGCGAGACCAUUGGGAUUACAGAGGAGAUUAUGGGUCUGACUAUAUUAGCAGCUGGAACCUCCAUCCCUGACCUCAUCACCAGUGUCAUUGUGGCACGCAAGGGGCUGGGUGAUAUGGCUGUAUCCAGCUCUGUGGGCUCCAAUAUCUUUGACAUUACUGUCGGACUGCCGUUCCCCUGGCUAAUGUGGUCCAUGUUGCGUGGCUUCAUCCCAGUGCAGGUCAGCUCCAACGGCCUCUUCUGCGCCAUCGUGCUCCUCUUCCUGAUGCUCCUCUUUGUCAUUAUCUCCAUUGCUGCGUGCAAGUGGCGCAUGAGCAAGCUUUUGGGUUUCAUCAUGUUCAUGCUGUACUUCGUCUUCCUGGUACUCAGCGUCAUGCUGGAGGACAGGGUGAUCACCUGUCCAGUGUCCGUGUGAGAGACCUGCCGAGGAGCUGCCCUCUCCUCACCAACCUCGUCACCAUCUAACAACCAUCCAUACAGUCUGCCAUCAAUCUCACCCUAACCCUCCUGAUCCUUUAUACCACAAGAACUUUGCAUGGGUUUUAGAGAAAACGGGAAUAAAUAUGGAAUCUGUGAAUGUUUUUGGCCCACAGCAGGAGGGUGGCAAGACUUUGUCUAGAAAAGACUUUUUUGGAUAUUAUUUUUGAGGAGGGAUGCUAGCUAAACGAAAGCUAUUAUGCAUGCAAUUACUUUCACUGGAAGAUACUGGAAUCAAGACGUUGCCUGACAGGUUGGAACAGCAAUGUGUUAAAAUUUUUAACAGCAAAACACCACGACUUGAGCAGCAACUGUGAGCACAUUUGAAUGGACAAACUCGCUCAGCAAGCUGAAACAAAUGUCGGACGCGGAUUAAUUUAUUCAUGAGGACAUGGCAGACUUUGUGGAUGAGUGUUUCGCUCCAAACCCGAUGGUAUUGAGACUCUCGUGUGAGAUUUCUGCAGACAAACUUUUGCCUCCUUUUUUUUCUGCGAAUCCAUCUGUGCUCUGUCUUUAUAACACGUUUCAGCCUUCGUCUUGUCCUGCCAAUUGCCGUCAACACAUUACCAAGGAGCAUUUUUUUGUUGUUUUAUUUUUGGCUCAAUAGAACUAGCAGUAGGUUUACAGUAACAGUAUUGUUCAAUGUGAAGCCAUCUUAAAAGUCUGCUUCUUUUUUUCUCUCACUGAUUGUACAGAAUCUUCCAUGCUUUACAUGUACCGAUUUGAAAAACGAAAAGAGCAAUAGCAAAAGCCUGACUGAAGUUUAGCCUCUAACCUCCAAUCUCUCACGCUGUUUGGAAGAAACGCAUGAGUGCAUAGGCUCAAUAACUCAAUCAAUGUUAGAAGUGCCACAUUCAAAAAGAUCUUUACCGUGUUUAAGCAUCAUGGUUGGCUUAGAUUAGUCAAUGUGUAGUGCUUUGUUCACCAUAAACCUGCCUCAAAUCACCUAGUCAAGCUGUUUGAGGUACAAGUAACAAGGCAGAAACUGCAUAGAAAAAAAGACCCUUCGGGGUGAGAAAAUAACCAACAUUUAAAAGGUUGUGUACAAAAAAGUACUUUUUUAAAUAUUUCUUGACAAAUCAAGGGUCAAUCUCUAUGUAUGGUCAAUGCUAUUUAACAAGCUGUCUAUCAAUCCAUUUCCUCUAAUUAAAGGUGCUUUUGUGUGCAUGUGUGCAAAUGUGCAUUUGGAGUCACCACACUGAAACUGAAUCACUUAUAGAGACGUUUUGCAUAUAUACACACAUCUAUUCGUCUCUCUUUAAGCUAAGUAGAAUGUGGAAAAAAAAUCACAGACUUUAUAGCAAUAUACCACAUGUUGUCUUUGAGAGUUUAAUUGCUCCACGCAUGUUUUUCUAAUGUGGGAUUUUCUCGUCAGAUGCCAUUACUAAAAGAUUAGCUAAAAUAUGGGGUUAUUUGUUUUUUGUUUUGAUAUAUGAAAUUUUAAAUUGAAAUAUGAGCCCUUCCUGCUCAAUCGAAUGAGCAGAAAUUUAAAUUUGGUUUGGUAUUUGUAAUGUUUAAAAUAAUAAAAUCACAGGGAAAAAGACAUAAAACUGGCCUGUUUUCCUAUAUUCUGACACCCUUCACCUGAGCUAGUAAAGAACGUGCUUCAUCCUGUGACAUAACUGACCAUAAAUGGCAGGAGCCAGUGUUAAUAAAUCUGUUUAAAUACUGUGUCCAAGCUCCUCAAAAUUUUAGAUAUGUGUUUAAUUUCUACCUUCUUGUUUGUCUAUGUUUGUUUUGUGGUGGAAAGAACAUGUGGGACAACACUAUUAAAGUGUGCGGAAGAAACAAACUCGGCUCAUAUUUGAAUUUUACAUUUUGUAUUUUCAAACAAAAAUCAAUAGACGACUCCUGUUUUUGGUUCUUUAUUGCUGGUUUCCGACGAGAAUGCCGGUUAUUAGAAACAUGCAUGGACCCUAAUCCUUCCCAUUUGUCUGUCCUUUCUGUCCCCCUUCCCCACAGGAGGUUAAGUGGGCGACCAGUUUUCCUCCUUCCUGCUUAGAGCUGACCUAAAACACCUGCUUCUUACCUCAGCACAACCUCUGUACAGCUGCGUAGUAGGAGUUAACUGUAAAAUAAUACUAUAUAUAGAUUCUCUGAAUGCGUGAGGAAGCAUGCAUGCAAGCAACUCAGGCUGGUUACCCCAGUGGAGCUUAAGCUGUAUGUUAUAUUUUAUGCUUUCGUUUGCGGAGAAACAUCAAGGAAUCCAACCUUGUUUGUUUUUUUUGUAAAUAUAAAACUUUUUCUUUCUUUUGUUCUGCAAAAACAGAAGUUGCACACAUAGAUUUAACUCACUACUUUUGCUUUGAUGUUCUGGAAGAUAUGAUGAUGUGUUGCAGGGAACCCCUUUAGUAGCACAAUUGAGUGAAAACAUGCAUUUUCAAACACCUGAUUAGCAUUAACAAACUGUAAGCAUACCCAUUCUAGUUCUGUUAAGUAAAUGAGGGCUUUAAAUGCCACAUUUCCUCCUCUUCUUCAACUAAUUUAUACUGCCUCGCAUGAUGUUUAUUUUAGCAUAUGCAAAAUAAAAACCUCAAUCAUAACAAUAGCUGUUGUAAGUGGAUGUGUUUUCACAGAUCCCAUUCUUUCACCAUUCAGUUUGGAAACGUCAGUUUAUGGCCUCGGCAGUGUCUCCAUGUUCCUUGAAAUCCUUCCCUCGGCGCACACAUGACCUGAUGUUUGAUCCGAUCUCACCUUAGAUUUAGUUUUUUCUCACCGCCUCCUCAAAGGAAUUCUUUAGGAAACAUCUGAUUUUUAUGUGCUCUCGCUGAUAUUUUAUGCAGACUAGAAUAAAGUUUGCUUGGCAGAAAAUACUGAAAAAGGUGAGGAAAGUGAAUCUAACGGACAUCUCCCUCUCUGUUUGCCUUCACUUCAACUCUUAAAUUAAGUCUCAGUUUCCAAAUAGAAUGAAAAUGAAUGUGAAAAAUUACCCACAAUUUUUCACAUAACCUGUUCUGAUGAGACAUUUGAAUGUAACAACAGGUACGAAUUUCCAAUGUAUGUGGAUAUUCACAUGUUAUUUUUUAAGUGAAUGAAGAGAAAAAUAAACUACCAGAUGAGUUUAGCACAUGAGCUUUGCAUUGAUUGUGGUUCACAAGGGUAAGCGACCGUGAAAGUUAGCCACUUACAAGCAUUCUUGCACUAGUAAAAUGUUUUAUUUUCUUGGUGUUAAUCUAAGAUUUAUUUAACAUGUACAUAGGCUGUAAACAGAAACAAAUUAUCCAUAUAAUCUAUAUGUGUACAAGAAAUAUGUCUCUUUAUGUAAAAAAACACAAAGUAUAAUAUAAUUAAAACAAAUAAAGAUGCUAAUUCAAAUAUGCAAA
Girardinichthys multiradiatus is the source of this 6000-nucleotide messenger RNA. Its product is annotated as sodium/potassium/calcium exchanger 2-like. The transcript is spliced from 12 exons. Gene Ontology annotation, molecular function: calcium channel activity; calcium, potassium:sodium antiporter activity. The record is from RefSeq and is a predicted model, not a curated record. Bases 663 to 2615 code for a protein of 650 amino acids. Lineage: Eukaryota; Metazoa; Chordata; Actinopteri; Cyprinodontiformes; Goodeidae. Gene Ontology annotation, cellular component: membrane. Gene Ontology annotation, biological process: long-term synaptic depression; intracellular calcium ion homeostasis; long-term synaptic potentiation.